Pocillopora damicornis (cauliflower coral) is the source of this 4212-nucleotide messenger RNA. RefSeq names its product prominin-2. Gene Ontology annotation, cellular component: membrane. NCBI's taxonomy places the organism in Eukaryota, Metazoa, Cnidaria, Anthozoa, Scleractinia, Pocilloporidae. The record is from RefSeq and is a predicted model, not a curated record.
ACACGAACUUCUUUCAAGAAUUUCGCCGAACAGAUUCUGCCAAAUUUCAACCUUUAGCUGUAGUGGUGCGCACAAGCAAACGGAGGAUUGAAACAGAACUUGAAAAUCAAGAAAGCUAUAUGAAAGGGAAAGGCCGUGUUGAAUCGGCCAUGCACGUGCAUAUAAAUCCUUUUAGGUGCUACUCAAGUUAAACGCUGUCUUUGAUGCCGGAAUCGGUGGUUAGUCUCAUCUCCAGUGCCACCUCGCAAUAAAAAGAAACGAGGACUUUGGAAUCGAGGCUGUUUGCAAGUUCUGGUGCAAGACAGGGCUGUCCGCGCAUGCGCAUAGUCUUGUCGUCAGCGUGACGUCACGAGCGAUUGUCGACGUCUCUUGAAAAGUGUAAAAUGCCAACGGUUUGUUUUGAUUGCAGCUACAAUGCGGCGCCCGUCAGUCAUUUUCUUCAUUUUACUAAUUUCACUUUAUAUGUGAAAUCUUUUGAGGAAGGAAACAUCGCAAAUGUAAUACAAAACCGGGAAUGGGCGAAAUGGCCUCCUUUCUCAAGGAGAAUAAUUUUAUAUGGCUUCUGGCAAUACUUUGUAUUGUCUUGUGCGCGGGGAUUGAGGGAAAAGGAAGCCUUCAAGGAGAUCACAUCGUUUUUUCUCCAUUGCGUAUAGGAAAUAACUACACAUUGAAUAGAAGCAAGAGCGACUGGUUCCUGUCCAGUUAUGAUUCAGUCGCUGAAGCUGUGGUGUUAUCAUUGAAUUUUUCCCCUCCAUACGAUGCCAUUAAAGAUGGACUGCGAAGUCUUGAAGGGAUCAAUAAAUUUACGGCUGGGGACAUCGCAAAAAAGGCAAUUAAUGAGAAUCUUCCUUUGACACUUCUGACAUGUGUCGCGCUCAUAAGCGCCUUUGGAAUACCGCUGGUCGGUAUCAUAUUUGGCUGCUUUCGGUGCAAGGGGAAAUGCGGCGGUGCGCUGAUAGAGGAGGAUCUGGAAUCAAACCCAAAGAAACGUCGGCAAAUGUUUACAGCGGCAAUUUCCAUUUGCACGCUUUUGAUCAUGAUCGCUGCUUUUUCAAUCAGUCUGAUUAACGACAGAACUGACAAUGCAGCCCCCGCAUUAGAUUCUCUCUUUAUGGACUCCAUUGUGGAUAUCGCAAUUUACAAGGAGAAUACUUUGAAUGAAUUAUCUGAAGUAACUGGAGAAAACAUGAAUUUUACGAUCGGUCUUAUAUCCCAGGAACUAAACUAUUUACCAGUUAAUAUAACAACACCAGUAAUAAAACGGGCUGACAACGCCGCAAAAGCAGUUCUGGACAACGUGAAAGAACUUGGAUCAGAACUUGGAGACCUAAGGGACUCUUUAAAAGAUGUGGCAGAUAUUGUUAAGAAUUUACGUAUGCUCGGCCAAAAACUUCGCGAUGGUUUGAGCGAGGUGCGAAAGAACUUGACAGAAGCUAAAACAGAAUGUAACAAUGAUGAGCCGUCUAAAACUGCUGGUGCUUGUGACAAAAUACCCAGUGGAGACCCCUUAGAGGCCGAUGCGGACUUCAAUAAGGUUCCAGAUUUAGCUCAGGAGUUGUCGAACAUUGAAGGAAUUCUUGCCAGAAACGACUUCGAAGCACAAAGCGUUCAGGGGCAAAAUAGAUUUACGUCGAUGACAGCAAAAGUCAACGAGAAGAUAUUGUCGGGAAGGGAAGAGAUAACAAAUUUUACCAAGGAACUUCAAGACUUUGCUGCAAAGAUGGUAAAUACACUGGAAGACGCUGGUGAUUCGUUGCAAGCAGAAAUUCUAUUGCCAACAAAAACAGAAGUCCACAAUAUAUUUGGUAGAGGAGGAUUGUUCAACAGAUACGAUAAAUACAGGUGGAUCACCCUUCUGUCAAUCUCUCUCGCUGUUGUUUUUGUUGUUUUGUUAACCUUCCUGUCUCUCAUAUCCGGUGCUCUCGGUGCCAGUCCUUCGGAUACGCCUAGCACGCGCUCUGGAAUUUCAAACUGCGCGGGGAAUGCACUCAUGUGUGUCGUGGGUUUGUAUUUCUUCAGUGCUUUCUUUCUCAAUUUCAUUCUCGCUGUUACGUUUUAUGUCGGAGCUAACGCUACGAUCCUCUGCAAGUCAGCUGCUGACCUUAGCCUCCUAGAAAAGACCAUAGACGAUCCUUCAACUUUAGGAUACUUUCCCAUCUCUAAGGUAGUGCUGGGAAAUGGAAUCAUAGACAUACGACUGUCUGAUAUACUCAGGCGAUGUGAUAAAAAAGAGACGCCCUGGGAACUACUAAAGCUAGACAAUAAAUUCAAGUUUGAAAAAAUGACGAGUUACAGAGAUAAAAUUCCACCGAUGGACGAAAUUCUGGCUGGAAUAAACAGCUCCAUAACAGAUAUAGAACUUGUGUCAGAUGACACCAGGAAAGCUAUUAAUGAUACGUUUACUUCUGGGGUCCAGGAGAUUGAAUUCUACAAGUUUUCAAUGGAGACAGGAUUGCCUCUUACAAAGAAUAGCCUUUCAUUGAACACAUUUGCGAACGAGUUGGGAACAGCAGCUGAUGGUCAAGUAAAUUCUGGAAUUUCUGGAAAACUGCGCUCUGCUAAAGAUGCUUUAAACAAUUUACACGAUGACACAAUUUUGAUAUCGCAACCGCUGGUGGGCGAGUUAACUCAGAAAACGCAGACGUUGAUGACAAAAAACAUGAAAGUACUGAAUGACGCCAAUCAGAUCGACCUUUUCCGUGAAAGGCUGAAAACUAUUCUUGACAGCGAUGGUUUGGAACUAGCUAAUGAGGCAGGAAAAAAGUCUUUGAGUCGCACACUUGGAUGGAUGGACGAAUAUUUGAAAGACUCCAUAGAUAAGCUUCGAAAUGACGUGGGAGAUUGCCACCCAAUCAGAAAUGUCUAUGAUGUGUUAGUCUCUGAUGCAUGCGACAAUGCUGUUGGCCUUGUGAAUGCCCUAUGGCUGUGUGUUGGUGUCAUCGCUUUGUUUUCGGUAAUUACCAUCAUCCUCUGCGUUCGUCUGGCCAAGCAUCUUCGACGAGCGAAGAGUGGUGACGAUGAUAUGUAUUCAGAGGAAAGUACAUCUAACUACGGAGUCCCUCUGAGGCUGUUUGACAAAUUCCCGAAGCUUCCCAAGAAGAAAUUUUCCUGGUCUAACGACCUUGAUAUGGAAAAACCAGUAUUUUACAAGAGACCACAGUUCAUCCAACGAGAACCAUUAGCAGCCGUAACAAGAAAUGCUGUGGUGCCGAUAGUGUUCGAUGUUUAGUAGCGACAAAUUAGCUACGCAUGCGCGAGAUCGAUGGUCAAAGGUCAACAACAAAAGUCUCCCAAUUUGUCUCUUUGGUUCUUCCACUUUCAGGGAGGUUCCUGUGGUGAAUACAGUGGUCAAGGCCAGCCUGGAUCGAAGACAGCAAUUUUUAUCCCCUCUUUUAUCUAUUUUUAUAUUUAUAUUGUAGUGGAAGUGUUAUUUUAUAUCAUUUUAGUUGCAAAGACUGGUGUUAUGACCCAGUUGAUCAAUUUUAACCGAUCGCGGAGGGAGCUGUUUUAGUUAUGUAAGGGAAAUUUUAACUUAUAAAAUUCAAUACAAUGAACGUCAGGAAAUUUAGACCUGGAAAAUUAUUGUGAGCAUCGGGUUAAAGAAAUUAAUCUGCAUAUCAAAACCAUAAUUUUUAUAGUUCAUAAUAAUUAUUUUAUAAAAGUUAAGUAGGGUCGAACAUUUCAGUGUCGCCAUAACAUUCAACCAAUCACGAACAGCCGUAAACCUUGUGCCUUCAAUUGUGUCAUUUUUUGAUGCCUUUACAAUGUUUAAGCUGCUUAUCCUGACUUUACAAAGUCUGGGUUGUUAUAGGCGACGUGGAAGUAAAUAUCCACCACUUUCACAUAAUAUGAGUCGAAUAAUUGUUUUAGUAUAAGCCAGAAAAUUUGUGUAUCCUCUCUUAACACGUAAUUUUGUCCCGUCAGCUUCACAGAGGUGAAUGGUACUUGCCAAUCAGUACAUUAUUCACCUGUGUGGUAUAUACUGAAUACAUUUAUGUGUAAGUCACUCGAUCACAGAGCGGAAUGCUAGAGUGUAAUCAUAGAUAUGGUGACCGGGAACCUGUUCAGAUGACUAGAGGCGUUUUUAGUAGCUAGCAGUACGUAAUAACCAUUAAAUGAAAACAUUGAUAUAAAUAACAUAUGAAUUGAAUUAACGAAUUGAUGUUAAACUCAGUGAUAAAAGAAAUAAAUAAUACCGAGAAACAAAUGAAA